AAUUACCCCUUCUAAUCCUCACAGCAAUCCUAUGAGGUUUACUGGCCAACAGGCUAGAAAUGUUCAUUGGAUAUGAUCCCACGUCUAAUAGUGGUGGAGUUUGGAUUCAAGAACCCCCUACCUAAAUCCACAGGUGACACAAGACUACGUCUUGGGGUCUUCUCCUACCUAUCUCUCCUUAUGAAAAUCCCACCAUCUGGCCACACGGCCUCCUCGCACAGGCUCAAACUGCCCCUAAGAGCCCAAGGGCAUUUGCCUCUCCUGCCCCCACGAUGGGAUGUGCAGUGUCCUCCUCUGGCGGGAGCUCAUUUCCUGCCAGCCUCUGGCCAAGGGCAGGGCCUGCAGCCCCUUGGGGCUCAAUGUCAGUGAGUGAACAGCCAGGAAAACACAGAGGCCUGCCAACCAUGACCUUAGUUCAGACCAGGUCCCAGAGCAUGCCUGGGGUCUACACCACAACCCAAACAAAGCCCUUCCCUGAACGCAUUGGUUCCCAAGCGCAGAGAGAGGCAAAGGAUUCCAUCUCCCCACUCUUGGUAGUGCUUGUCUUUCACCACUGUCGACUAAAAUGCACUACUUAAAAGUUGAGAGUUAUGUUUUAUUCAGCAGACAUUCUUAGGACUUCAAGCCCGGGAGAGAGCCUCUCAGAUAACACUGAGAAAACGGUUCCGAAGGGGAAGAGGGGCAACUACCUGCAACAACACCAGGUAGUUGAAACAAAAGAUAACUGUCAAUAAAAGAAAACCAGAUAACUCAAGUUAAGGAAUUUAGCACUUUUCUAUGUAUGGGAAGAUGCAAGAGUCUGGGCUCACUUAAACCAUUCUUUCACAUGCACCUCAGCUAUCUGGGGCCAGUAUCCUGUGUUUUCUCAUCUAGAGUUUCCUCAAGCUGCACUGUGGGGAGUGGCUGCUAGAUGGCGGACAUCCCUUGUUUCCUUCUUGAGUUCCCUCAGGGCUCAUCAUUGGGGGUGACUGUAACGUGGUGGCUAGAUCCCUAGCUUACUGAUAUGGCAGGCAAUAUUUUCUUACCAUUAAGUAAUUCAUCCAUUAAAUCAACAUGACUUUAUCGAGUGCCUACCACGUGCCAGGGACUGUGCAAGGGGAGGAUUCAGAGGUAAACACCACUUGCUCUUACAGACGAAAAGGACUGAGCAAGGUGGGAAAGAAAAAAGGAAACAAAAACAAAACGCCAAAAACCCUCAGACCUCCCCAACAUGGCAGCCUUGGAGGCUGAUUCUGACCUCCUCAUCAUGGCCCUCCCAUAGUGCGGUGCAGACCUUCUCAACAUGGCGAUAAAGAACGACCUUCUCAACAUGGCGCGGGCCCCGCCCGCUCCGCCGCGGCCGCCGGCGGGAACAGUUCCGGGUGCGGUGUGCGCCGGGGGCAGGUGGGGGGCGGCGUCCUGGCCAUGGCCGGCCUCUCGGACCUGGAGCUGCGGCGGGAGCUGCAGGCCCUGGGCUUCCAGCCAGGACCCAUCACCGACACCACCCGGGACGUCUACCGCAACAAGCUGCGCCGCCUGCGGGGCGAGGUCCGGCUGCGCGGCGAGGAGCGGCUGCGGGAGGAGGCCCGGGCAAGGGGCGAGGAGCGGCUGCGGGAGGAGGCCCGGCUGCGCGAGGAGGCUCCGCUUCGCGCCCGGCCCGCCGCGUCCUCCCUGCGGUCGGAACCCUGGCUCUCCCCGCCGGCCUCGGGCCCGGCCUACACGACCUCUGGGGCCUACGGCGACAUCGGGGCCUCCGCCGCUUCCUGGUCCAGGAGCCGCGGCCUCGCCUACCCCCCCCGCCCCGCGCCGCUCAGACGCCGCGCCUCGGUCCGGGGCAGCUCCGAGGAGGACGAGGACUGCCGGCCACUCGACAGGGCCGCGCCGGGCCCCGGCCACGGAGUCCGUCGGUGGUGGGCCUCGUCCCCGGCCCCGGUGCGGCCGUCCUCCGCCCUCCUCGGUCCCGACCCGCGCCCGGGCCUGCGGGCGACGAGAGCGGGCCAGGCGGGUGCGGCGCGGGCCCGGCCCGAGGUGGGGCGGCGGCUGGAGCGCUGCCUCUCCCGGCUCCUCCUCUGGGCCAGCCUGGGGCUGCUGCUCGUCUUCCUGGGCAUCCUCUGGGUGAAGAUGGGCAAGCCCUCGGCGCCGCAGGAGGCAGAGGACAACAUGAAAUUAUUGCCAGUGGACUGUGAAACAAAAACAGAUGAGUUCUGUCAGGCCAAGCAGAAGGCGGCCUUGCUGGAGCUGCUGCACGAGCUGUACAACUUCCUGGCCAUCCAAGCGGGUAAUUUUGAAUGUGGAAAUCCAGAGAAGCUAAAAAGCAAAUGCAUUCCUGUAAUGGAAGCCCAGGAAUAUAUAGCAAAUGUGACCAGCAGCUCCUCCGCCAAGUUUGAAGCUGCACUGACCUGGAUUCUGAGCAGUAACAAGGACGUGGGCAUCUGGUUGAAAGGGGAAGACCCGUCCGAGCUGGUGACCACGGUGGACAAGGUGGUCUGCCUGGAGUCCGCCCGCCCCCGCAUGGGUGUCGGCUGCCGCCUGAGCCGCGCCCUGCUCACGGCCGUCACCAAUGUGCUCAUCUUCUUCUGGUGUAAGUCCUGCCACCUUGUCACCCUGCCCUUCCCACCGCGCCUCCUGGGAGCCCAGCUCAGCAACACUUCCGGGCAUGGGUGAUGCGGUCUCUCGGAG
This is a messenger RNA of Physeter macrocephalus (sperm whale), 2658 nucleotides long. Its product is annotated as LEM domain nuclear envelope protein 2. The record is from RefSeq and is a predicted model, not a curated record. NCBI's taxonomy places the organism in Eukaryota, Metazoa, Chordata, Mammalia, Artiodactyla, Physeteridae. The coding region runs from base 1405 to 2643 and encodes 412 amino acids. Gene Ontology annotation, molecular function: chromatin DNA binding. The transcript is spliced from 6 exons. Gene Ontology annotation, biological process: nuclear envelope organization; negative regulation of BMP signaling pathway.